Messenger RNA from Microplitis mediator, 2991 nucleotides. It is a transcript of the gene Droj2, whose product is annotated as dnaJ homolog subfamily A member 1. The coding region runs from base 233 to 1417 and encodes 394 amino acids. The transcript is spliced from 5 exons. Gene Ontology annotation, cellular component: cytoplasm; cytosol. Gene Ontology annotation, molecular function: ATP binding; Hsp70 protein binding. Lineage: Eukaryota; Metazoa; Arthropoda; Insecta; Hymenoptera; Braconidae. The record is from RefSeq and is a predicted model, not a curated record. Gene Ontology annotation, biological process: protein refolding; response to heat.
ACGCUGUGUUCUGUCUCGUACAAUCCCGAGUCUUAGUAGUAAUCUUCAAGUGUACGUCGUAGUACAUAUUACUCUCCAUUUUUUUUUCUAUUUUAUUCUCCAGCUCGUGCGAGCUAAAUUUCUUUAAAUCUUUUUGUCAAAAUCAGCAUCUACGAUUGUCUUCAUUUAAACCAGGAAAGUUAUUUAUCUGAGCGAUUGAUUUUAACGUGGGCCAGUGAACACGUGAAACAAGAUGGUGAAGGAGACGACUUUCUAUGAUGUCCUAGGCGUUAAACCUGGAUGCUCACAGGACGAUCUCAAAAAAGCUUACAGAAAACUUGCUCUCAAAUACCAUCCUGAUAAAAAUCCCAAUGAAGGAGAAAGGUUCAAACAAAUAUCACAAGCCUACGAGGUAUUAUCUGACCCGGAGAAGAAACGUAUUUAUGACACUGGUGGUGAGCAAGCAUUGAAAGAGGGAGGAAUGGGCAGCCACUUCACAUCCCCCAUGGAUCUCUUUGAUGUAUUUUUUGGCAGCAGCUCAAGACGUAGGGCAAGAAAAGGUCAGGAUGUUGUUCAUCAAUUGUCUGUUACACUCGAAGAAUUGUACAAAGGAACUACGAGAAAACUUGCUCUACAGAAGAACGUUAUCUGUGAAAAAUGUGAAGGAUAUGGAGGUAAAAAAGGAUCGGCAGAACAGUGUACUAUUUGUCAUGGCUCUGGUAUGGUAAUGCAGAUUCAACAGCUAGCGCCAGGUAUUGUUCAGCAAAUCCAAUCAAAGUGUUCAAGUUGUAAAGGCCAGGGUGAACGUAUCAAUCAGCGAGAUCGAUGCAAGCACUGUGGUGGCAAGAAAACAAUUCGCGACAGAAAGAUCCUGGAAGUUCACGUUGAUAAGGGUAUGGUUGACGGUCAGAAGAUUGUUUUCAACGGUGAAGGUGAUCAAGAACCCGGUCUUGAACCUGGUGAUAUCAUUAUUCUACUUGAUGAGAAAGAACAUCCAGUAUACAAGCGAGCCGGAAAUAAUUUAAUUCUACCGAUGACUUUAUCUCUAACGGAGUCAUUGUGUGGAUUCCAAAAAAUAAUUCGUACCCUUGACGACCGAGAUCUUUUGAUAACUUCAUUACCUGGACAGGUUAUAAAACACGGCGAUCUUAAGUGCAUACCAGAGGAAGGUAUGCCGUUGUACCGAGAUCCGUUUACAAAAGGAAAAUUGACGAUUCACUUCACUGUCGAUUAUCCAAAAUCAAUUGAUCCGGCCAUUGUUCCACAGUUAGAAAGUCUGUUACCACCACGUGAACAGACAAUGAUCCCCGAUGACGCCGAAGAAGUUAUUUUGGAAGACUUUGACCCUAUGUUAGAUGCACAGCAACAACGCGAACGAGGUGGUGAAGCAUAUGACGAAGAUAAGGGUUCAUCUCGUGUACAAUGUGCUACACAUUAAUUAAUAAAUAAAUAAAUUUAUUAAUUUAUAAAUUCAUAAUUGUGAAGAUAACAGGACAACAAAAUAAUCAGAACCACUACUAUUUUAUUUCUUAAAACAUUUAAAUACUGAUAAUAAUAAUAAUAAUAAUAAUAAUAAUAAUAAUAUUGAUAAUAAUAAUAAUAACGGUAAUAUUAAUAACAAGAUGAUAAAAUUUACGUCCCUGCUACUACAUCAUCAACAUCAUUGUGAUCUUUUAGGCAGUAGCGUAAGAAUCAUUUUUAGGUUUUCAUUAAAUUAACGGCGUGAUAAAAGUAAUUCGACUUGAUAAUGAAAAAUAAAUCGCAAUAAUAUUGAAUUACAUAUUUGAAAUUUAAAUUAAAUAAUAAAAGAUGCGCCUUUGUCCACAAUUGAUGUUUUUUUAUUUAUUAUUUUUUUUCCGUAUUGGAAACGGAGCGAAUUGUACUUAUGAAUCAAUGCGCUCUCUAAAAUGAUAAUGAACAUUAAUAACAAUAAAUUAAUUAAUUGAAAUAAUAAUAUUAGUGAAAAUCAAGGUUAUUAUAAUAAUAAUAAAAUGAAAGUGGUCGAACUAGCUGAAUUAUGUCCGUAAAUUGAUUGACCCUAGCUCCAUUGAAGCUGUUUUUUAAAGAUUCCCGCUUCACAUUAAAUGAUUAAUCGUAAUUAAUAAAUUUAUAAAAAUGAAAACAAUUGAGGUUUUGAUUUUUUACAAUAAAUUAUGGAAGUUUUAUUUAAUUAUCAAUUGCACUAAUUCUUGAAUAUUUAUUUGUAAUAAUGAAUUAUUUCUAUCUAAUAAUUAUUUAAUUAGAUCGAUCUAAUAGGAAUGCUUACUGUGACCAAAAAAAUUUAUAAAAUUAAAUUAAAAUUUAGAUUUUCAUACACGACAAUUAUUAACUCAUUCCAAGGUCCGUUGGAUUCCAUUUAAAUAAAUUAAUCUAGUUAAUUAAUAAAAAUCAUCUGCCUGUACGACGUUCCUUAAAUAAAUAAUUUAAAAUUACGACGAUUAAAUGAAAUAAAAUUCUGUACAACUCUACAGUGGAUAUCGCAUAAUAAAAACAGUCGUAAUAAAGCGAUAAAAUGUCUUUUAGUUAAUAAAUAUACAAUUGAGACAUUACUGAGUUGAUGUCAAUUUAAACGGUUCGCCAACCCCAAAUUUAUUGAGUACAAUUUAAUUUAAAUUUGUAAUUAUCUUUCACUUUAAAAAAAUUAAUUUUAUAUAAUUUCUUUUUAUACACUGAGUAUCUUGAUAGCCCAUAAAUAUGUAACGAUGCCUGCAAUACGUAUAUUAUAAUUUUUAAAAAUCGUAAAACAUGACUCACGAAUGUCCAUCGAGCGCAAUUACGUCAGCGCAUCAAUCUUGAUCCGUAAAAUAUUUAUGAUCUAUAAAAUUAAAUCAUGAAUUACAUUCUUUUUUUUUUCGUUUUUAAUUAUACAUGACUAGCAAUUAAUUAUUCAUAAUUCUAUACAUUCAUAAAAUUUAUAAACCGCAAAUUAGUUUAGUUAAAUUUUAAUUUUAAUAGGUGAAUUGCUAUUGUUUAUUAUUUUAAGUGUCAAGUAAAGAAAACUGGUCAAUGCAA